GCGUCUGCUUUGUGAGAUCUGACGGCGCGUUUUUGGGGACGACAUGAACGACAUGGAUUCUGAUGAAGACUUGCAGCGUGGAGCGGUGGAGUGGCUGCAGAUUAUUGAAGAAGGCGGUCGCCGUCUGCAAGAGGUCGUGGAUAUUCUGCUUGCGAGCCAGGGGGGUCAGUUAGGGACUGUAGGGGGGACGGUUUCACUGGCGCCAUGGCUGGAGGACAAGAUGAAGGCCAUGCUCGAUGUUAUUUGGGAAUUGGAGGAGGGGCCGGCUCCUCCACUCGACGAGUUUGUGGAUUGGCAUCGAGCUGGCCUGCUUAUGCAUGGAUGCUACGACAUCUUCAGGAUAGGGCAGGAUCGUUGGGCUACUCUGAAGGAAGGAUUGCUGCGCUGCUCCGACGGAUUAACGCCGACAUCGCCAGUGACAACAAUUGAGGAGAUCAGCGGCAACAACAGCUUCUACAUUGACAUCGAAUGGGACGACAACGACAGCAACGACAUCAUCAACAGAGGCAACAAUGGCCUCAACAUCAAUAACGAGUGCGAUGAUAAGGACAACAAUGACAUCAACAGUUGUGGGGAUGGUAAUAACACCAACGAUGAUGCCAACAAAAACAACAACAACGACAACAAUCAGUUUGAAGAUAUCAAUAGUAUCGAAGAUAUCAAUUACAAUUUUUUUGAGGCAACGAACGAUAACUGUGGACAUAAAUUCGACAAGAAAGAGAUCGACGACAAUAACGGUGCUACUGGGAUUGCCGGCGUCGCUGACAAUGAUAGCGCCGAUAAUAUUCACAGCAACGAUAGCCAUGGAUAUGGCGAUGAGGUGAAGGAGGAUAUGGAGAUUACCGCGGAUGCAGUGGGGCGUUCAGAACAGCUGUUUGGCAGCGGAUGGGCGUGGGGUAGUUCGUGGUGUGUGGACUUGCCCGGUCUGCAAUUCCACUCAGGAAGGGGUGGUGGUAGUUCCUCAGGUGGUAGGGGGAUUGGUUAGGGUUUCCGCUGUCUUCCUGGUAUGUGAUGGAUGAUUGCUAUACCGUGUAGGAUGUUUGUUUUCCAGACUGCUUGAUGUGUAUUCCCCCCCGGCUGUGUGUGUUGUUGAAUGGUUUACGCUUCGACGGAUGGGAGGAGCAGGAUGGGGUAGCGAAGGUAUGGUUUAUGAGCAGUAAAUCCCCUCCUCGGAGGGCAAUCAAUGCUGCUCAUCAUC
Molecule: messenger RNA, 1198 nt
Organism: Chara braunii
Lineage: Eukaryota; Viridiplantae; Streptophyta; Charophyceae; Charales; Characeae
Source: the annotation of a GenBank genome assembly